Messenger RNA from Paramecium pentaurelia, 2868 nucleotides. The record is from the annotation of a GenBank genome assembly. Lineage: Eukaryota; Ciliophora; Oligohymenophorea; Peniculida; Parameciidae.
AUGAAAAGUGAAUCCUAAUCAUAUGCAUCAUAUUCAAGGAAUUUAAAUAAAGAUCCUUAAUAAUAAAGUUAUCAUUCAGCAACAUUCUAAACUCUAUAAACAUCACAAAGAAAUUACAUCUUAGAACAGACAUAAAAUGUAAAUGAUGAAGAAAAACGAUUAUUACAAAAACGAAUUGAGGAUUUAGAAUUUUAAUUGAAAAAUUUAUCACAAAAACCAAUUCUUUAUGAAUAAGAAAUAGCCAGAUCAACAAUCUAAAGAGAAACAUUAUAAACUGAUUUUGGAAGUGCUAAUCAAACUAUUAGAUAAUUAUAAUCCAAAAUUUCUGAUUUAGAGGUAUCUAGUUAAAUACGAUUAUCUCAACAGAAUGAAGUUAGUAAACGAUAGAUUCUUGAUUUGGAAGACAGAUUACAAAAAUUAUAAAUACAAUGUGAUUCUUAGGUUAUCUAAAUAAAUUAAUUACAAAGAGACAAGGUAAGUCUUGCAUCUUAAUGUCAAGCUUUGUAAGAUCAAAUAGGUAGUUCUAAAUUGAAUUAUAAACAGGAGAUAUCUGAAGGUGAAUUAAGAUACACUAAAGAUAGUCAACGAUUAUCAUUAAUUGUGAAUGAAAAAUAAGUCAAUAUAUAAUAAUUAGAAUUAAGAUAUCAAUAAUUAAAUGAUUAAUUUUAAAUGUUAUAAAGGAAAUAUGAUUAAGAUACUUCAUCUCUUAAAGUUUAAUGUAAUGAUGCUGAAGAUAGAUAUAGAAGAUUAUAAUAAUAAUUUGAUUAAUAAACUAUUUUAGUGAAUACAAUAAAUAUAGAAAAAUAGAAUUUGGCAGUUUAAUUGGAUAAAUUGUAAUCAGAAUCUAAUACAUAAAUUUAUAAUUAUUAAUCAACAAUCAAAACAAAUGAAUCUAAAUUCAUUAGAGAUUAAUAAUAAUUUUAAACUUAAUUAAAUGAAAAAAUAUAAUAAAUUAAUGAUUUAGAGAAAAAAAAUAGAUAAUAAUUAGAUUAAUUCUUUUAAUUAUAAUAAUUAUAUGAUAAGGAUACAUAGGCAUUGAAUUAUAGAAUUUAAGAUCUUGAAGAUAAAUUAAAUAAAUUAUCAAGAUCAUUUGAUUUAUAGACUAAUGAACUUAAUUAGAUUUAUUCUGAUAAGGAAAGAAUUGAGAGAUAAUAUUUGAAGUUGUAAGAUGAAAUUAAUACUCAAAAACUUAGAUACAAUUAAGAAAUUACUAAAACUGAUGAAUUAUCAUCAAAAGAAAGAUCAUGGUUUUAAGUUUAAUUGAAUGAUAGAUAAUAAACUAUUACUGAAUUAGAAUUAAAAGUAAAAUAACUUAGUGAACAAUUAUAAACAAUAUAAAGAAGAACUGACAAUGAUAUUUUAAUAUUCUAAAAAUAAAUAACAGAAUUAUCAGAUAGAUUAAGAAAUUAAUAAGAAUAAUUAGAUCUUAAAAAUAAUUAAUAUAUUUAAUUAAAUAAAGAAAAGAAUCUUAUUAUUAAUUAAUUUGAAUAAUUAUAAUAAGAAUUUAAUGAUUAUAGAAGAAUAUAUGAAAAUGAUGUAUCAAAAUUAAAUAGAGAUAAUUAAAGAAUCACAAGUAAUGUAAAUGAAAAAACAUAAUCUUAUAUUUAAUUAGAAGGAAAGUAUUAAUUAUUGAAUGAAGAAUUCUAAGCAUUAUAAGUUAGAUUUGAAAAAGAAACUAAUAAUUAUACAAUGAGAAUGAAAGAAUUAGAAGAAGAUUUAUCUAUUAUGAUUGAAAAUUAUAGAAGAGAAUAAAAUGUAAAUUUAUUUAUUUAUUUAUUAUAGAUUAAUAGAGAUUGGGAACAAUAAGUAAUUAGAUUGAAAUAAUAAAUUAAAUAUUCAGUAGAUGAAACUAGAAUAUCUACAGAAAAAACAUUAAUUGAAAAAUAUGAAAAUUUGACUAGUGAAUAAAAAUAAGAAUUUGAUAUCAUUUUUAGUAAAUUAAAUUAAGAUAAAAAUGAAUUGAGAAUAUAAUUGAAUUAAAAAGUAGAUUAAAUUAGAGCAUUGGAAAAUUAAAUUACAUAAUUAAAUUUAUAGAAUACUAAAAAUUUAACAUUAAUUUCUGAAUUGGAAUCAGCCAAUUAAUCAUUAAAAUAUUAAGUUAAUGAAUAAGAAUAAAAAAUUAAGACUCUUAUCAUGUAAGAAUUUGAUUCUUUGGUAUAUUAAUAUAAUUAAUUAUUUUUAGAGAGAUAAAUCUGCUGAUUAAAUGAUCAGAAAUUUGAUGGCAGAAAUUAAAGCUUUAUAAAAUAAAUUAAAGAAAUAUGAAGUUUAUAUGAAAAAUAUUGAUGAAUAAAAACUCUAAGAAUAAUUUUAAAAUGAAUCUAAUCUUGGUAGAAGUAGUUAUGUAAUUGAAUAAAGAGUAACAACUGGAUCAAGUAUUAUUGGUUAAGGAGGUACAUCUUAAGUUAAUAAUGGUAAGAUUUAAUAAUUAGAAUCAUCUCUAAAAAUAUCUUAGUAGAAAGAGAGGGAAUUAUAGAAUUAAAUUAAUUAAUUGAGUUCUUAAUUAAAUCAAUAAGCACCUAAUUCUUAAAGAAAUUCAUUUAUUAAUAAUCAAAAUAAUGAUAAUGGAUAGAAUUAAUUAAAUGAAAAGAUUAAAAAUUAAGAAAGGGAAAUCCUAGAAUUAAAAUCAAGAAUCUAAACGACUUCAUAAACAAGAGUAGAUACUAGAUAUGAAUAAUCAUAAUUAGAUGAAAAAAAUAAAAGAAUUAUUGAAUUAGAAAAUAAAUGUGCCCUUUUGGCUAAUGAAAAUUCAAGAUUGAAUUUAAUGAGAGUAAAUUAUAUUUUUUAUUUCUCUAGAGCAAAGUUAUUUCUGCCCAAUAAAAUCAACCUUAUGAAUCUUAAAGCAAUAAUGGAUCAUAAAGAUAUUAUUGA